Molecule: messenger RNA, 2172 nt
Organism: Bufo gargarizans (Asiatic toad)
Lineage: Eukaryota; Metazoa; Chordata; Amphibia; Anura; Bufonidae
Exons: 2
Coding region: 1-2172 (723 amino acids)
Source: RefSeq, a predicted model, not a curated record
AUGCCAGAGGUUCCGGCAGAGGCUCCUUUAAUUAUAGAGCAUCCCUCCAGGAUCAGAGACAUCAGCCGUCCUUUUUUCCCUCACGAGGCGCUCCCUUCAGGUCACGAGGUUUCCGAGGGAAUCCAGGCUCCCGUCGACCAUUCGGUAAGUUAUGUUCUUCGUCCCCCUCCUUUUUUAGACCAUUUAGUCGGGGGCAGACUCCGAUUCUUUUCUCAUGUGUGGUCAGGCAUAACCUCAGACCAAUGGGUCCUUUCUACUGUGCAGGGGUUCACAAUAGAUCUGAUUGCCGAUCCGAGCUCCAUCCCAGCCCCCCCUACGGUACCACUGUCCUAUGCGGCACGGUCCCAAUUUCAGAGGGAAUUGUCGGAUCUUCUGCAGAAAGGCGCGAUCGAACGCGCACCGGAGAAUCGUGGGGGUGUCAUCAGCAGUAUUUUCCUGGUGCAAAAGAACAAUUUUGUACAAUACCGACAUUUCAAGAUGGAGGGCAUCCAUCUUUUGAGGGAUCUGCUCCUUCCAGGCGAUUGGUUGGCCAAGAUAGAUCUCCAAGACGCCUAUCUCACGGUCCCAGUGUCCCCCUCUUCAAGAGACCUGCUGCGGUUCCUGUGGAACGGUCAGGCCUGGCGCUUCACCUGCCUUCCGUUCGGCCUGUCCUCCGCCCCCUGGUGCUUUACCAAGAUCAUGCGCCCAGUGGUGGCUUGGCUUCGCAGCAGAGGUGUUCGUCUGAUCGUCUACCUGGACGAUAUCUUGAUCAUGGUCCAAUCACGGGCUCUCUUGUUGAGACACCUCCACUUGACGGUGACGCUCGUUUCCGACUUGGGGUUCAUUGUCAACCAGGAGAAAUCCUGUUUGACCCCCUCCAGAUCCAUAGAGUUCUUGGGUUUCCAGGUGAACUCGGAAGAAUUAUCCCUCAGUCUUCCACUCUCGAAAGUCAAGGCUAUCCGCAAGGAGUUGAAGCAUGCUCUACGCCUACCUCAGAUGUCGUUGCGGCAUUUGGCAAGGAUAAUCGGACUUCUGGCCUCCUCAAUACAGGCCAUUUUCCCAGCCCCCCUCCAUUAUCGUGCGUUGCAGCGCCUCAAAAUUGCUCACCUUCGGUCGGGGGCCUCUUACGCAGAUUUGGUCUCAUUAGAUGCCGAGACGACGGACGAGAUGAGAUGGUGGAUCCACAACCUGUCAGUGUGGAAUGGCAGAGCGAUCGUGGGUCCCCAACCGGAUCUGAUCAUAGAAUCCGAUGCGAGCCUGCACGGAUGGGGAGCACAUUGCAGUGGUGUGUCCACGGGCGGUCCAUGGUCUCCAGAAGAAUCCCAUCUUCACAUCAACGCCCUGGAACUCCUAGCAGGGUCGUUUGCCAUUCGCAGUUUUGCCAAUGGUGUGGUCAGCUCAGCCAUCAGGCUCCGCAUGGACAAUAUAUCUGCGGUCAGGUACGUCAAUUGUAUGGGUGGCACACGGUCGGUGGUUCUGACCCAUUUGGCGAAGGAUUUCUGGGAAUUCUGUCUCGACAGGAACAUCUCUGUGGUGGCCGAGUACCUUCCAGGCCUUCACAACACUCUGGCGGACUGGAGUUCUCGCUACAUAUCGGACUCCAGCGACUGGAAGUUAGACGAGACGGUUUUUUCUGCUAUUUCUUCUCUGUGGGGUCCCUUUGCAGUCGACCUCUUCGCUUCCCGUUUGAAUACCCAACUGCCCAGGUUUUUCAGCUGGAGGCCGGAUCCCUUGGCGGAGGCAGUGGACGCUCUGCUUCAACAUUGGGGAGGAGCGUUGAUGUACGCAUUCCCUCCCUUCGCGCUCAUUCCACGAGUGCUCCUUCAGGUUGGUCAGCAGUUGGCGAACCUGGUUCUGAUUGUUCCGUUUUGGAGGACCCAGUCCUGGUUCCCUCAGAUCCUGGAACUUCUAGUGGACUUUCCGUUUCUCCUUCCCACUCAGGUGUCACUACUCCAAGGGCCUGCAGGAGAAGUUCACCCACUCCUGCAGAACGGGUCGCUACGCCUCCUAGCUUGCAAGAUAUCGGGAGUCCAGGAGGAGGCGCUGGACUUUCAGGAACAGCUAGGUUCUUAUUGGACUGCGCUUGGGCGCCCGGGACGAGACGGGCUUAUCGAGCCGCCUGGGGUUCUUGGUCUCGCUGGUGCGUCGACCGGACUCUGGAUCCCGUUACGGCCCCUGUCAAUUCCAUCUUAG